UUCAAACUUCAGGUAUCUGUCCAUCAUGUGCUGUGUUCUCAAGGGCGCAUCUCUUCUUCACGGCAAGCCCUCAACCGGCUGCCGACCGAGCUGGCGUGCUUGCUGGCGGACGUUGAUUUGGUGGCGAGUCCCAGGAGGGCGUUUAUGUAUGAAAAACGGGACUCGGGCGAAUGCUGGGCACUCAAUGGCAACGGCAACCCCUCGGCUGGGUCCCAUGCUUUCCUCUUUUUGUUUCGUGGUAGUGGCAUUCUCGGGCGCCCUUGGCCGGUCUUUGCGCCGUGACGAUUACGGGGACUCAUCUCGAAUGACUCAGGCCCGCCAGCUUGUUUCGUCUCUUUAAGUAUCCAUGAUCUACCCGUCCACCUAGAUCUCCAUUGUCCAUAUAUUCCAUAUCUACCUACCUACCACCUAGGCACCCCUCUUUGUUUCUUGCUGCUUCUCAUCCCAACUUCAACAGGCACUUGUCCGCCAAUUUAUCAAGAAUCUUCCCUGGGCUCCACGAAUAUUACCUAGAGUCUCUCUCCACAAGCUCUAGGUGUCUGGUCCCUCUCAGUUGCAAAUCACAGUACACCUACUGCUCUCGGCCCACUCUACUUGCAGCUUAACUUCCUCCGUCGCACCUAAAGGCCGUUGCAAGGCAUCCAUCAAGCACCUCUUGAUUCAACACCCCGCAUCUCGUCCACCAUGCCUAUGCUUAAGGAUCCCUCCAAGAAGUACAAGAGGUUCCAACCUCUGAACCUCCCAGACCGUCAAUGGCCAGACAAAGUCAUCGAGAAGGCCCCAAGAUGGCUGGCAACAGAUUUGAGAGACGGCAACCAGAGUCUGGUUGACCCCAUGCAGAACGGUGAUCAAAAAUGGCGUUACUUCCAGAUGCUCACCGAGCUCGGCUACAAGGAGAUUGAAGUAUCCUUUCCCUCCGCUUCCCAGACCGAUUUCGACUUCACAAGACGUCUGAUCGAGACCCCGGGCGCCGUACCCGACGAUGUCUGGCUCCAAGUCCUGUCGCCCUGCAGAGAGGACCUCAUUCGCCGCACAGUCGAUUCGCUGAAGGGAGCCAAGAAGGCCAUUGUCCACAUCUAUCUCGCUACCAGCGAAUGUUUCCGGAGGGUUAUCUUUGGAUUCUCGGAAGAUGAGAGCGUGGUUCUUGCUUCCAAGUGUGCGGCUCUGGUACGGUCACUGACCAAGGACGAUCCGUCGCAGUCGGGUACCGAGUGGGCAUUCGAGUUCAGUCCCGAAACUUUCUCGGAUACCAGCCCAGAAUUUGUUGUGAGGAUCUGCGAGGCUGUCAAGGAGGCAUGGGGCCCAACCAAGGAGAACCCCAUCAUUUUCAACCUCCCGGCAACCGUCGAGAUGUCCACCCCCAACGUCUAUGCCGACCAGAUCGAGUACUUCUGCCGCAACAUCUCCGAGCGCGAGAAGAUCUGCGUGUCCCUUCACCCUCACAACGACCGCGGCUGUGCGGUUGCUGCGGCCGAGCUGGCCCAGAUGGCAGGAGCCGACAGAGUAGAGGGGUGCCUGUUUGGCAAUGGGGAGCGGACAGGAAACGUUGAUCUGGUCACUCUUGCCCUCAACCUUUACACACAGGGCGUGACUCCCAACAUCGACUUCUCGGACCUCCAAAAGGUCAUCAAGACAGUGGAGGAGUGCAACAAGAUCGAGGUUCACCCACGUGCGCCGUACGGUGGGUCUCUGGUGGUGUGCGCUUUCAGCGGAUCUCACCAGGAUGCUAUCAAGAAGGGCUUCCAAAUCCGGGAGAAGGAGGGUAAGGAGUACGACGACCACUGGCAGAUUCCUUACCUCCCUCUGGACCCCAAGGAUAUUGGUCGCGACUACCAGGCCGUCAUCCGCGUCAACUCGCAGUCUGGAAAGGGCGGUGCCGCUUGGGUUAUCCAGCAAAACCUGCAUCUGGACCUCCCACGUGGUCUACAAGUCGCUUUCGCCAAGGUCGUACAGGCUAUGGCGGAGCAAAAGGGUCGCGAGCUCCUUCCCACUGAGAUUACUGACCUCUUCCGGGAGACUUACCACCUUGACAAGAACUCCCGCUUCAACAUUGUUGACUACAACAUCAACCCCGACCGUUCCGCCUCUCCCGCACCUCCAGCCCCCGGCAAGACCCAGGAUACUAAGAAUCUGAUGAGAGUCUUCGAGGGUGUCAUUUUGAUUGACGGCAAAGAGUACAAGCUCCGCGGCCGUGGCAACGGUCCGAUCUCCAGUGCCGCAAACGCUCUCCGAACCAUUGGUAUUGACUUGGAUGUCCAGGACUACAAGGAGCAUGCUGUCGGUCGGGGACGGGAAGUCAAGGCGGCAACAUUCAUCGAGUGCGUGGCCCCGGGUGUGGAAGAGAAGGUUUGGGGAGUGGGCAUCCACGAGGAUGUAGUCCAGAGCUCGCUGAUUGCGCUGCUUAGUGCUGCCAGCAACUUUGCCAGCAGCCGCCAUGGGAGCCCUAUUAUUCCCAAGCAGACUCUUACCAAUGGCGGCCUCCAAGUUCCGGACAUGCAGUCCCUGGAGCACAAGGCCGAAUAAGAUGCCAACAAACGGGGCAUGGGCAAAGACUGAGCAACGAGCGAAGACAUGACUUGACACGACAGGCCUUGAUUUUCACAUGAGUUUAUGCAGAGAGGAUGAGAAAAUUUGCUUCAUGACAUCUCCUUGAUCAUCACCCUUUUUCCAACAUUGUUAUCGGCACUUAGUGGUGUUUGUUUGCAGUUAUCUUAGCCGGGGGGUAACAUGGGUGCAUCACGGUUCGAAAAAAAAGGGGCUUUGGGAGUGGUUUACUUAAUACC
This is a messenger RNA of Podospora pseudocomata, 2783 nucleotides long. RefSeq names its product 2-isopropylmalate synthase (Alpha-isopropylmalate synthase) (Alpha-IPM synthetase) (gene LEU4). NCBI's taxonomy places the organism in Eukaryota, Fungi, Ascomycota, Sordariomycetes, Sordariales, Podosporaceae. The coding region runs from base 685 to 2523 and encodes 612 amino acids. Gene Ontology annotation, molecular function: 2-isopropylmalate synthase activity. Gene Ontology annotation, biological process: L-leucine biosynthetic process. Gene Ontology annotation, cellular component: mitochondrion. The transcript has 4 exons. The record is from RefSeq and is a predicted model, not a curated record.